GGCCGUGUUUUCGUGCGAUCAGCUGGCGACGGUGAAAUCCCGCAGACCGACGGCGAAGACAGCCUUUUUCCCCCCAAAUAAUACCACAAAAUGGGUUAUACAGACCACCCCGAUGGCAAGGAAUGCUUCCAGAAGAUUUGGGCUUGCACCAAGUACAGUGGAAUGCUGGGACUUGUUGUAUCUACCUAUGAUGUGUUGAUGUACACCAAACCUCAGGGUUACGUGCCCACACUAGGAGCCUAUCUUCGUUCUACCGUUCCCCUGGCUGGUGCAGGUGCUGCCUUUGCUGCCGUCACCUGUGCUUCCACAGCUCUGCGAGGGAAGGAUGAUAAACUCAACUACUUUUUGGGGGGAAGCUCAGCUGGUGGCAUUAUUGGUGUAGCUGCACGAAGCUUCCGUGUUGGAGUGCCCACAGCUUUCUUCCUGGGUGUGUGCGCCAUCGUCUACAAGGACUCGAAGGACUGUGGCUGGAAGCUCUUCCCUGAAGUCACUCACAGAGUUGGCUCCUUUGACCAUAUUAAUUAUGACUUCACCCUCCAAAAGCCACACAAGUAAAAUGGGGGUUUAUUUUCGUCGCCAGCCAUAAUUACCAAACGGAAACAGUUUCCAAGGAAUGAUAGUACAUUGAAAUUCCUCUAAUUGCUCAUAUAGGAAUUUCAAAAAAUGUAUUUCGGGAGAAAUGGAGUCAAAAUUAUCAUAUGCAACAAACGAAAAAGGAUGAACAUCAGUAUAACUUAGUGAAAAAUUUUGUAACACGAAAUUAAUGACCAUACCUAAGUUUAGAAGGAUGCUUACAGUGUAAAUAAAUAUUUAUAAUAAGACA
Messenger RNA from Penaeus monodon (black tiger shrimp), 823 nucleotides. RefSeq names its product NADH dehydrogenase [ubiquinone] 1 alpha subcomplex subunit 11-like (gene ND-B14.7). NCBI's taxonomy places the organism in Eukaryota, Metazoa, Arthropoda, Malacostraca, Decapoda, Penaeidae. The record is from RefSeq and is a predicted model, not a curated record. Gene Ontology annotation, biological process: mitochondrial respiratory chain complex I assembly. The transcript is spliced from 3 exons. The coding region runs from base 91 to 555 and encodes 154 amino acids.